AUGAGUGUGUCCAAGCUGCUGGAGACACGGGUUGCUGCUGCUGCUGAUGCUGCUGCUGCUGGGGCGGAGGGUCCUGGAGAUGCUCGCCUCACAUCAGGGCGCACACUCGAGGAGAUGAGGGAUGAUAAUGGAGGAGACUGAAGAUGGCUUUGUGUGUUUCAUAACACUCCUUAGAUGAUGUCGCCUCCAUGACUGUAACCAGGAUGGGACCAUCAUGUUCUUCCAUAAAGACCUGAGCCUUGGAGUCACUGGGGGCAGACACACACCGAGCCCAGUGACAACACACAGAGAUGUAUACUGCUGUUGAUAAGAAAAGGGAGCAAAGGCCCAUCUGGACCUUGACAGGUCCGAAACAAGGCAGCGAUGGCAAAGAGAGAUUACCUGGUGGAGGCAGCCAAGCAGAUCCGUAUGGCACUGGACAGUGAGGUCAAUGAGGACUAUGAGGCAGCUUUCAGUUACUACAAGAAUGGGGUGGAUUUACUGCUGAAUGGGGUUCAGUUGGACCCAAACAAGGAUCGCCGGGAGGCUGUGAAGAGGAAGACAACCCAGUAUCUGAAGAGAGCUGAAGAAAUCUUCAUAACACAUCUCCAGGACAACCUAGGGAAGGGGAGCUCUCACUUAGGGGGUUACAGCAGUCUGAGAUUCCGUCCAAUCAGACACUUGAGUUCACCCGUAGAAGAUCUUGAGAUGUGUAAGGUGAUGGGAGUGACUGAUAAGGUCCUGAUUGUCCAAAGUAUGGUCAAUAAGGAGACAUUUGUUGUAAAGAGUCUGGUCAAGUCCAGCUGGGAGAGCAGAGAUCAGCCAACUAUCAUUCCUCAGGGGGUGCCAUACAUGGUGAAGCUGCUUAGGUAUUAUGUCAGCGAGGAUACUGUGUACCUGCAUCUUGAGCAUGUCAAAGGUGGGAGGCUCUUCUCCAAGCUGCACAAGCUGAGGAACGAGAAGGCCAAGGAACACCCAGAGUGCUUCACUUCUGGCCAGCACAGCAUCAAGCUGAAGACCAGCUACACCUCACCCACAAUCAGCACAGACUACCAGCACAAUAGAGGGGGCACAGGAAUCAUUCCAGAGAAAUUAAGCGAUGAGAGCCCAGAUACAGACUUUACAACCUCAUGGGAUGAAACUCAGCAGCGGCUGGAGAGCUGUGGGACUCACUCCUAUAUCGAGGAGACAGGCUGUCUGCAGAACACACGCUCCGCAGCAUCAUUUUAUACCAAGCUUGAUCGACUAACUCUGCUUUCUGGCCAGACGAGGACACAGAUCAGCACUCGCAUCCAUCCACCAGCUCCUAGUUUAUGUUUGCACACCACCGAAACUCAGGAAAAGCCUGCUCUUCCUCUCUCUUGUGCUCGUGUCAGUCAAGCUCUUGAUGUCAUGUCAGAACUCCAUGAACAGAAAGCUGGAAUGGGCCUGAUAGAGUGCAGCUCUGAUUUCGAGGUGGCCUGGAAAGCUGCGGAUUCAGCACACAACUGUGAGAGAGUAAACCCCUAUGCAGUGACUGACAGUGAUUUACAUGGCACAUUAGGACAAACUGCAACUGCACCUCAUACAAGUCAGACCUCAUUUAAAAAAGCAGGGUCACCAAACAGUGAAAAUAAUGGGUUGAGUUCCUCCCCUGCCAUUUUGCAUCUUCCUCUCCAUUGCCAAACCCAGAUCCGUGGCAGGGCAUCAUGGGAUGUCAAUGGUUCUCACCAAGGAUCUGUUUUAAGUGGAAACUCUGCAGAUGUGGUUACAGACAGCAAAGAAGCAAAGCAGGACAGCAGCAGCCCUACCACAGAGGAAAGAAAUGGAAUGGUGGUCAUCAGGAGCACAGACAGAGCAGUAUUUUCUGACCAUACAGACACAAAGAUCACCUCAGAAAGUCCCUGGCUGUCAGCGGUGAAAUACAAAGGGGAAACGCACUGUAGUGAGGCAAGAGAGGGUGUAAAGGAAGCCUGUGAAUUGCUGAGUCCCGGAGAGAAGGUGGCACCCGCAAAAGAGGGAUCACUUCCUAGCUGGUACUCCUCUGGUUCUCUUGGAGCCCCACCCCACAGUAGGAGAGAGGAUGCUUUCCUAAAAUCAGAGGGACUGGAGGGGCAGGAGGAAGACCAGAUCAUCGAGGUGGAUGGCUGGUGCCACCUACCUAAGAUCCCUGUCAAAUCCUCCACACCCACAGAUAAGACAAUGCAGACAUGCUGGGGGCUUCCUGAAGCAGAGGUGCGUGUCUGGGGGGCACAGAUCCUGCUGGCCCUGGAGAGUCUGCAUCAGCAGGGCAUCCUGUGUCGAGAUCUCAACCCCAGAAACAUUCUGCUCACCAGCAAUGGAAAGGUGUGUUUGACAUUUUUCGGGCAGUGGAGUGAGGUUCAGUCAGAGAUUUGCUCCAAAGCCAUGGACCAGAUGUACUGUGCUCCAGAAAUCGGAGGUGUGUGUAGGAUCACAGAAGCUUGUGAUUGGUGGAGUCUUGGGGCUUUGCUGUUUGAACUUCUAACAGGAAUGCCUCUGUGGCAGCUCCACCCAGCAGGAAUCCACUCCCACACCCAGCUGCUCAUCCCCGACCACCUGAGCACUGCAGCUGCAUCCCUGCUCACUGAGCUGCUUCAGUUUGAUGCUGGCUAUCGUCUGGGCUCUGGAGGUGGAGGUGUGAGUGACAUCAAAUGUCAUCCCUUCUUCAGCAGUGUUUCCUGGAAAGCGCUGAGCUGUUAGCAGGUGUAGCUGUUACACCUUUGAUCCCGUCAUGCUGCACUGGAAUUGAAGAUGUGCAAUCUCCUGAAUCCAAGCAUCCUAAGUGUGGCCAAAAUGGAUGCAGCACCAGAACCCCGUUUCCUUUGCAUUUUGUGCUUCCCAAAGAAAAAUGACAAUAAAAACUGAAACAAGAACAAAACUGAUGAGCCAUGUCCCUUCCAAAACAUGAGACACAUGGAGUUGUUACUUUAAUGUCAACAUAUCAGGAGACUCUUGACUCCUGAUAUGGGAACUUAAGGUACAUUUGAUGCAAUUUUGGUAGCUACAUUUUAAUACUUUAUAUCCAUGCAUAUAAACUGACGCCACCUAAAGUCUGACAGUGUUUUGGACUGUCUGCUUUCAAAUGAAGGCAAUAAAUGAAUCCCUCUGUAUAUCCCUGACAUUUUACUCACUUGUUUCAGCCAGGGUCAUGAUAAUUGAUCAAUAGGCCAGUGUGUAUGUUCCCAAAGAGGACUAGUGACUCAAAGACAAUUCUAAUUUUAUUGCUGUAGACGUGAGACAUAACCUUAUACCUCAAAUGAGUCACAAUCUUGGGCAGGCAGCACCGAGCAAAUAUUAUAAAGAGUAUUGCACUAAUAGAGAAAUUAGUUUGUGGUGAUAUGAUACACAUUUUCUGGCCACUAACUUUUUGGUCAGUUGUUUCAAAAUGUUUUGAAAGGCUUGAUCCAGUUCAUUUUGACUAGUUUAGUCUUGGCUUUCUAUCUAUAUCUUAAGGAGAUAAACAUGACAUGAAAUGUUAUGUAGCAGUACAACCUUUUCAUCUUCAAUUUAUAUUCCAUAAAACACUUAUAUACAGACAUAUGAUCUGUGGAUUGUUAUUGGA
This is a messenger RNA of Thunnus maccoyii (southern bluefin tuna), 3541 nucleotides long. It is a transcript of the gene rps6kl1, whose product is annotated as ribosomal protein S6 kinase-like 1. The transcript has 13 exons. Gene Ontology annotation, biological process: protein phosphorylation. The record is from RefSeq and is a predicted model, not a curated record. Bases 364 to 2679 code for a protein of 771 amino acids. Lineage: Eukaryota; Metazoa; Chordata; Actinopteri; Scombriformes; Scombridae. Gene Ontology annotation, molecular function: ATP binding; protein kinase activity.